Molecule: messenger RNA, 892 nt
Organism: Vanessa atalanta (red admiral)
Lineage: Eukaryota; Metazoa; Arthropoda; Insecta; Lepidoptera; Nymphalidae
Product: cilia- and flagella-associated protein 299-like
Exons: 4
Coding region: 3-719 (238 amino acids)
Source: RefSeq, a predicted model, not a curated record
CUAUGGCGAUGGCUGAGAAGAAAAACGAAUAUCCUCCGGGCGUGGAGGCUGACAGACGCCUGCUGCCUUUUGAUACCUGGGAAGAUUAUUUAGACUCACUUAUAGAAAUUGCCGAUCUGCGUAAUCUCAGAAGUAUUGAUUCUGCAAGGACGAUAGCUGCGCUUGGUUACAGAGCCAACGGCGAUACGUUGUCAGAAAAAGAAUUCUACACACGUCGCGCUGUCAUACACAGCAUAGUCUAUCCCGUAGUCCGUCCGUACGUGUUGGUCAGCGAGGGCGCUAAAAUUGACGAUCCUUUCAAUCGAGAACUGUCUGUACGGGAACGAGCGAAUAGAGUUGGAAUUUUACAGUCGGUGAUUUUCAUCCGUCACUUCACCAAAGGCGGUUUUGAAAUAUCCGGCUACAUAGAUUACGCGCAUCGACUCAUAUCAGAAGAUUGGAGACCGUUUUUUCGAGCGAAUAAAAUGCUUUGGCCGAGGGACAACGAUUUGGGUUACUAUCAUUGGAGACACGGUACAGUGAGAAGCAACAUUAGCAGAAACUACAAGCCGAUAAUGGAUCCGGAUCGAGGUCUCCUGUUUCAGAAUCGUCACGAUCACAAAAUUAUUUACCCCGAUCCGCACCAGGAUCCUGGUCAGAACACAACCAAGCAAAGAAUAUAUUCACCACGUUACACCCAAAUAGAAAUUUACGAUCACGUGGUUAGAAGAAAAAGUUGACAGGCUAAACAAAAUGCCCUUCCCACAAAUACUUUUAGGGAUUUUUAACACUUGAAUUUUGUAAAGUAUUAAAAAUAUAUACUACGACAUAAUAUGUUUUAUUGAAUUUACUUCUUAUUUACUUUUUUUAUCUUUAAAUAAUCUUAGCUAUGUGAUACCAUUCACAUAUUUAG